AUGGAGAAUUUUGAAGAGCAUAUUCGCCAUAUUUUGCUUUAUUACUUUAAAAAAGGGAAGAAAGCAACUGAAGCAUGGGAAGAGUUGCGUCAAGUUUACGGCAGAAAUGUCAUCGAAAAAUGUCAGUGCCAGAACUGGUUCGCCCAAUUCCGUGGUGGUGAUUUUUCAGUUAAAGACGCUCAUCGCUCCGGUAGGCCUUCUGAGAUUGACGACAAUAAAAUCAAGGCAUUGGUGCAAGCAAAUAGGCAUUCAACGGUUCGGGAGCUUGCUACCGCUCUAAAAGUGUCCAUUGGAAGUGUUCAUGGUCAUUUGAAAUCGCUUGGUUUCAUGAAGAAGCUCGAUGUUUGGGUAUCGCAUGAGUUGAAAGAAAUUCAUCUGACGAAGCGUAUGAACGUCUGCGAUCAACUCACCAAACGCGAAAAAAACGAUCCGUUCUUGAAGCGUAUGAUCACGGACGACGAAAAAUGGAUUGUCUACAACAAUGUGAACCGAAAAAGGAGUUGGAGUAGGCGAGAUGAAGCACCGGAAAGGCAAGCAAAGGCGGACAUCCACCAAAAGAAGGUGAUGCUGUCAAUCUGGUGGGAUUGGAAGGGACCAGUCUUCUAUGAGCUGCUUCCAAAGAAUAAAACGAUUAAUUCCGAUGUCUCCUGUGAGCAGCUACAGAAAUUAAGUGAUGCCAUCGCACAGAAACGUCCCGAGCUAAUCAAUCGUAAGGGUGUGGUGUUUCACCACGACAAUGCGAGACCACACACAAGUUUGGUCACUCGGCAAAAAUUGUUUCAGCUUGGUUGGGAUGUGUUGCCACAUCCACCAUAUCAGACCUUGCGCCAUCAGACUUCCAUUUAUUUCGCUCUUUGCAAAACUCUUUGA
Molecule: messenger RNA, 870 nt
Organism: Linepithema humile (Argentine ant)
Lineage: Eukaryota; Metazoa; Arthropoda; Insecta; Hymenoptera; Formicidae
Product: histone-lysine N-methyltransferase SETMAR-like
Biological process (GO): DNA integration; replication fork processing; mitotic DNA integrity checkpoint signaling
Cellular component (GO): condensed chromosome; site of double-strand break; nucleus
Molecular function (GO): double-stranded DNA binding; histone H3K36 methyltransferase activity; histone H3K4 methyltransferase activity
Source: RefSeq, a predicted model, not a curated record